This is a messenger RNA of Triticum aestivum (bread wheat), 927 nucleotides long. RefSeq names its product two-component response regulator ORR27. Gene Ontology annotation, biological process: cytokinin-activated signaling pathway; phosphorelay signal transduction system. The record is from RefSeq and is a predicted model, not a curated record. The coding region runs from base 76 to 591 and encodes 171 amino acids. Lineage: Eukaryota; Viridiplantae; Streptophyta; Magnoliopsida; Poales; Poaceae. The transcript has 4 exons.
CUAUCACCAGCAGUACCUUCUUUUUUUCUCGAAAAGGGGAAAGACCUUCUGAAGAGCGCAAGGUGUGUGCGUGCUAUGGAGAACGGCAACGCCCUACCAUCUGGUGUCAGCAGGGACACUUUGCCCCAGGAUUUCCCCGCGGGGAUGAGGGUCCUCGUGGUGGAGGAUGACCCAAACGAUCUCGAGGACUUGACGCAAAUCCUCGAGAGGUGCGGCUACAAAGUGACGGCAAAAGCGUCGCCAAGAGAAGCGCUGAUAGAGGUGGAGGAGAAAGGAAAGGGCUUCCACUUCGAUAUCAUCGUGACCGUCGUGCACGGUGGCGAAGAAGGAGCUGGAUUCGAUGGCUUCGACCUCCUCGAGCGCGUUCGGGGUUGCUACCCAGUCAUCAUUUUCUCCCCGGACUAUUCCAAGGAGAUGGUGAUGAGGACAAUCAAUGAAGGCGCCUGCGACUUCAUGCCAAAGCCUAUGUGCUACCAGGAGGUGCGCAAUAUCUGGUUCCAUGUCGACAUGCAGAGGGGAUUAGAAGUGGACAACCCUGACGAGGGGGUAGAAGGAGCUAGCAACAAUGAGAAUCCCCCUGAGAUCAAAUAGCUCGGGAGACAUCUACAACUUCCGCUUGAUGAAUAAAGGUGGCACCAUUGUUUGCUCUGCAACCAGCUCUGGCGACCUCUGGCAUUGAAGUCUUAGUCACUCAGGGCAAGCUUCUGUUUCUGUAGUAGCUACAAAAUUACUUCCAUCAUGUAAUAAAUAAAUUCGGCAAACUCUUGUUUGUGAUUCUUGCCAGUUUGGAUGACAGCCCUACCUGCGUAUUGAUUCUUCCCUUUUUUUCUACUACUACCCCUCCAAAAAAUACAUUAUGAUUUGUGAAAUUUUCCCAUUGUAUUUUCCCUUCUUAUGAAUUUUAUGUCAUUAUUCUUGAUGAGUACU